AUGCCCUCUUCCUCGCUGAGCCCCGCCACCCGACGCCGCUGCCACGCAAAACCCGACCGUGCCAAUUCACUUAAUAAUAUUUUUCAUGUUGUACUUACCUUUCUUUCUUAUUUCAUUUCUUUUUUUUUUAUCUAUCUAUCUAUCUAUCUAUCUAUCUAUCUAUCUAUCUAUCUCAGUCAAUUCCUAUACAUUAAUCUAUCUAUCUAUCUAUUUGUGUUUGUUCAUACCAACGUUGCUCGCUUGAAAAUCUGCAUUCAAACUUUUAGGCGUACAACUCCGGGCAUCAGUGCCCGUGAGGAAAUACGCCACUAUUACAACAUUUCUCUUUAUAUUUCUAUCUAUCUAUCUCGCAGGCUAGCUUCUUCAGUUUCCUCAAAUAUUCAUUCAUUUGUUGCAUAUUCUUCUCUUAAAUCAACCUUUUCUCUUUACCCACUUUCGUUACUUUUCUCUCUUAAGUUCAAAAUCAUUAUCCUUCAGUCUAUUCUCUCUUUAAUGAGACUUAUUUUCUUUACCCAACAUAUUCUCUCUCUCACUUUCUCAGCCUAUUCGCUCUUUUCAUAUCAACUGCACCUUUUUAAUCCGUUAGCAUUCAAGGCGCUGAUUGGUUCGUCCCUGCUGCAGUGUGAUAUGACAGCGCCACCUGGUAGCCAUCCCCCAACACCUUGUGGCGUUUAUUUCUUCAACGUUCAUUUCUCCUUCGCUUUUCUCUCCGUAGGCAGUAUUUUAUCUCUCUCUCUCUCUCUCUCUCUCUCUCUCUCUCUCUCUCUCCCUCUUUCUUUUUCUCUUUCAUUCUUUCUUUCCCGACUAUAA
This is a messenger RNA of Acanthosepion pharaonis, 810 nucleotides long. Lineage: Eukaryota; Metazoa; Mollusca; Cephalopoda; Sepiida; Sepiidae. The record is from the annotation of a GenBank genome assembly.